This is a messenger RNA of Adineta ricciae, 2373 nucleotides long. Lineage: Eukaryota; Metazoa; Rotifera; Eurotatoria; Adinetida; Adinetidae. The record is from the annotation of a GenBank genome assembly.
AUGUCACUUAAGAUGUAUGCAUUACAUCGAAAUCUUGAACAACAGACAACGUUAGUCGUAUCACCUUCAGUAUCAACGUCUUCACACUCACAUUCGUCGUCGCUUAUUGCUUCAACCCUUAUUCACGAUUUGAAAUACGAAGAUGGAAUGGGAACUUCAUCGGAUCUCGACGAACUCUCCAUGAUGGAAGAUGACGAGUGCGACCAUGCGGAAAAAUCUUUUACAAGCUCCUGUUAUUCCAUGACAUCAUCAUCCGAAGAAAACCAUUCAUCAUCUUCACGCGAUUUAUUCACCUGUUGUCACCAGCAAAAACAAGAACAACAACGACGACAAAAGGUAAAAGUAAAUUCAUCAUAUUUGCCUUCGAUAUCAGCCCCGUCAUUACAAAACAAUUUCACAUGCCUUUGCAACUCAUUUUGUCAAACAACAGAAAAUAAUCAUUAUAAUAAAGGAACAUUGAAGACAGCGCACAAUAGUUCGAUUAUUUCCAGUAGAAGAACAAGGCAAUGGAAACAGAAUAAUGACAAUUUUCGUCUCGGCUUGCUUGUUAACGAUAACAACGAGCACGGCAUCCGUUCUUCAUCAUCAUCAUCAUCAACUGCCGCAGCAGCAGCAGCGGUCGUGGCAGACUGUCUUAUUCAACGUCAACGUAGAAAACAAACAAGCAGAGCAGAAGCAACAGAAGCUUCUUUAUUUCAGUUUUCUGCUCGCGACCGUCCUACAGUCGACACAAGCGCUAUAUUUUAUCCUUAUGAGCAGUUGGGGUGUAUUGAGAGAAACACCGCAAAAGAGAAAACUUGCUUUGCAGCACAAACAACGGCAGAACAUCGAAAACAAGAGAGCACGUUGAAUCCAAUGAUGAAUGAUAGGCAAAGCAACCAUCCAUCAAACUCAAUUCCCAAACGUAAAGAAAAUGUUCGUGUCUUUGUUCACCGGCGUCGACGAACAACUAAACCUCGUAAACGAAUCUUUCGUCAUUCAUCAUCGUCGAGUAACUCACAUGAAACGGUGCCAUCGUCACCAAACAAUCUUAAAGAACUAAUGACAUUAAUCGAAAAUCAAAUGAAUAAUAAACAAGAUAAAUCUCACAAGAAUAAAAAUAUUAUCGUAGUUAAUUACAAACCUGUGUUCAUUAAUUCUCGUCAGGAGAAAUCACUGUCAACUGCUAAUACGGCCCCGACGCCCAUCGCUAAACCCGUGAUUAUUCCGACUGAUGAUGACUUUUCAUCAGCAACGCAUUAUAGUCGUCGGCGAAGUUUAACCACGACGAGCUCCGACGGUUCGCCACGACGGUCGACCACGUCUCGAUCGAACAAUCAUCAGUCCGUUUCACUUGAUUUACCUGAUGUUGAAGAUCCAUUGAUGUUUAUCGAAAUGAUGUAUCAACAGUUGUUUACUGAAGAUGGUCGAUUACGAAGUGGCACUGAACCGACCGCACUAGCGAAUUGUGUAAAGCAAAUAGUAAGACAUUCUCGACGAAAUUCGAUGUCGUCAUCGAUUGUCAAUGGCUCGACAUCAUCUCUGUCGAAACAUAUAAAUGUAAAUACCAGUCAGCAGCGGCAAGUUCCCUCACCAUUAUAUCAUCAACAGCAUUACUUGUUGUCUUCGCCAUCUCCGUCAAUUCCUAAUGAACAAUACAAUUCUACGAGUGAAGAAAACGAUGAUGAUGAGGAAGACGACGACGAAGAAGAAGAGGAACCGAAUACAUUAAUACAAGUGAAUCAUCAACGACCCACGAUAGUAGUCAGUACUGAUACAUCGAAAAAUUCGAUACAAACAGAUCUAGAUAAUCACUCUCAAAUUCACGCAUUUCUUAAUUCUUGUCAUCAGAAAUCGACGACAGUUAAUCGCUCGUUAGCGGCAAGUAAUGGUUUUCGUUUCUCUCUCGAUGAUACCGACAAUGAAGAUUUCGAUACCUUUUCCGACUUGAAUUCCAUUCGUUUCAAUAACAAAACCAUCGGUACAUCUCCGAGUGUUGACGACGAUCUUACGCAUACAGAUUCGAGAUUUCUCUCCUCGUCUGGUUAUCAUUCCCUUGAUCAUUCAAGUAAAAUUUUCAAAGCUUCACGAGCUCGUCUCACCAAAUCCCAUUCCGAAAAUGAUUUAAUUUACACUCUAUACAAGAGCAGUCCUCCAUUAGGAUGCAUACAUUAUUGUCCGGAAUGUGUUCGUCCGCCCAAGAUAACUGUGAUACCCCCUGUUACAUCCGGAUCAUCGACAACAACAACAAAUUUGAUUCAACGAAUUCAACAACCUCUAGGAGAAAUGCAUCAUCUCUUCAACCUUGACAGUCAAAAUAUUCAACUUUCGAUGCGCAGCAACCUUGAUGACAUUUCACCUUCAGACCGUCAGAUACGAACGCAGGUUCACUGA